This is a messenger RNA of Komagataella phaffii GS115, 2310 nucleotides long. RefSeq names its product Protein kinase of the Mitotic Exit Network. The transcript has a single exon. Gene Ontology annotation, molecular function: protein kinase activity; ATP binding. Bases 1 to 2310 code for a protein of 769 amino acids. The record is from RefSeq and is a predicted model, not a curated record. Gene Ontology annotation, biological process: protein phosphorylation. NCBI's taxonomy places the organism in Eukaryota, Fungi, Ascomycota, Pichiomycetes, Pichiales, Pichiaceae.
AUGACAGGGAAGUCCCAACUAUUAUCUUUAUUCCGAGACUCGAAGGAAGAUGAGCUGUUUCAUGACACAUUAAUAGAUCCGAAUUUGUCAAAGAGUUUUGAACUUUCCCCUAAGAAACGCAUACCCAGCCCGGAUGAUAACCCUUUCAAGGUAUCUCACACUACCAAUUUCAAUCCAAUUCCUUUGCAAACAAUCAACAAAAAUGCCCUAAAUUCAAGGACUAGAGCCUUUUCUAUCGAAUCAGUUGAUGCAGCAGGGGCAUCAUUACAUGUUUCAGAGCCACGGGUCACGUCUCGUCAUGCCAAUGAGCAUCCUAAAGACAAGUUUAAAGUCUCAUUGACACCAGCUCAGAGAGUGGAGAAACACUCCAGAAUAUCGAACCCGUCCAUUAAUGCACUUGAAUCCUAUAGGUUUGAAGAACUUGUUGGAAGGGGUGGAUGCGCCAAAGUUUACAAGGCUAUUAAUAAGGUUAACAAACAACUUGUUGCCAUCAAACAGAUCGAGAUUUCCUCCAACACCAAAGUAGAAUUUCUUAUGGAAGAGAUUGACUUCUUAAAAAAGCUAAAACACGAUAACAUAGUCAAGUAUCAUGGAUACAUAAUGACUGAAUCAAACCUCAACAUAAUUCUAGAAUACUGCUCUCAUGGCUCACUUCGACACUUAUAUAAAACAAAGUAUAAAUCUGGAAUACCCGAGCCAUUGGUGCGUAACUACAUCAGGGAGACAUUAAACGGCCUAGUAUAUUUGCACAAUAAAGGAGUUAUUCAUAGAGAUAUCAAAGCUGCCAACUUACUUCUCGACGAUAGGUAUAGAGUCAAGCUAGCGGAUUUUGGAGUUUCACAACAGCAACAAACAAAUGAAGAGCAGCAACAUGAUAAUAUUUCCAAUCAGUCGAAACGCAAACCACAAAUACGUGCGGAUGGUUCUCCAUACUGGAUGGCUCCUGAAAUCAUCCUUUUGACUGGUUGUUCAAUUAAAUCGGAUAUCUGGUCAUUGGGUGCCACUACCUUAGAACUUUUGACAACAAAACCUCCCUACGAUGAUUACGAACCAAUGGUUGCUUGUCAUGCCAUUGGUACUCAGGGAUGCCCUGAACUACCUUUGACACUAUCUUUGGAGGCCAAUAAGUUUAUUGAGCAAUGUUUGGUGAUGAAUAGUGAAGAGAGGCCAAAUGCAUCAACGCUAUUGGAAAAUAAAUGGCUUCAUUUUGAGGCCAAGGAUAAAAACUUACUGAUUGGGACAAAAUCGCCUUUUGUUGAGUCUGACUCUACAGAGUUUGAGGUUGACUUUAUUAAAGAUCAACAGCUUAAUUUUGAUCGAAUACCGUCUCGCACAAGGAUUCCACAAGACUCAACUCUCUUAUACAGUAAACACAAGCUACUUUCAUACUCAGAGACUAAUGAGACAAGAACUGAAGCCGAAAAGAAUGAGCAGAUGCUAAAAAAUAAAAGAUUAUCGAAAUAUAAAGACAAUGAGGAUGAUGCUUUUGAUGAUUAUACCGAAGAUAUUAAACUAAAAACGCCUACAGAGGCUGAUAUAGAUAAUCCUUUUGUGAAAAUAGAAUACAGCGAUGAGAAUAAGGAAAAGGUGAAGGAGAAAUUGGAACUUCAAAUAAAAGCAAUAUUCAAAUCGCUAUCUCUGUUGUCGAGUUCCUCCAUAAGUGAACUAUUCAGACUAUCUACGUCACUAAAAGAAUUGAUCAACGAGUUUCCUAAACUUGUAAUUCCCAUGCUAAAUGGUUCCAAGUUAGUUAUCCUUCUGAAACUUUUGAAUCUAAAACCUAAUAAUCAACAUUUGGUUCAAGUGAAUCUGGAUAUUGUUUCCUUAAUAUUACAGCACAGUGGUGACGACCAUGACAGUACCUGUGAACUCAGGGAAAAUUUCACAAUGAUUGGGCUGUCAGAUACUUUAGUUACUUUGUUUGAAAUGAACAAGAACAAGAUUUCUCUUCGAAUCCUAGAAAUUGUACAGCAACUGUUUUCAGAGGAGCACCAGCAGAAUUUGACUAUUUGGAGACUUUUUAUUUCCUCCAAUGGAAUUAAGCUACUGAUCUAUUUUCUUAAGAUUGAGAUCAAUGUGGACAUAACCUUCGUCAGAACAGCAAUUGAUUUGAUCUAUAAACUACUGAAGGCCUUGAAGAAAGAAGAACACUUUACCAUGAAGGAAAUGGUUAUGAAUCUGUUCAAAGAUCAGAAUUUAACUUACCUUUUAGACUUGAUUACGGUAGCUUUUGUUGAUGAGGAGAACGAAGAUAUCAAGGAUAGAAGAAGAAUAGUAAGUAGGAUCAUGUAUGUACUAAAACAGUUUUAA